Marmota monax (woodchuck) is the source of this 2427-nucleotide messenger RNA. RefSeq names its product dynein cytoplasmic 1 light intermediate chain 1 (gene Dync1li1). Gene Ontology annotation, molecular function: dynein heavy chain binding. The coding region runs from base 72 to 1643 and encodes 523 amino acids. Gene Ontology annotation, cellular component: cytoplasmic dynein complex; centrosome. The record is from RefSeq and is a predicted model, not a curated record. Lineage: Eukaryota; Metazoa; Chordata; Mammalia; Rodentia; Sciuridae. The transcript has 13 exons. Gene Ontology annotation, biological process: microtubule cytoskeleton organization; microtubule-based movement.
CAUAUCCGGGUUCCCGCCGCUGCCGCCCCGCUCAUUCAGCCUGACCGGGAGUGGUGUGGUUCCCGACCAAAAUGGCGACCGUGGGGCGAGUCGGCUCGUUCGGUUCCUCUCCACCCGGAUUAGCCUCGGCUUAUACCGGCGGCCCCUUGGCCAACGAGCUCGCGUCGGGCAACGGCGGCGCUGCAGCCGGCGACGACGAGGACGGGCAGAAUCUUUGGUCCUGCAUCCUCAGCGAGGUCUCCACCCGCUCGCGCUCCAAGCUCCCGACUGGGAAGAACGUGCUGCUGCUAGGUGAAGAUGGAGCUGGAAAAACAAGCUUAAUAAGAAAAAUUCAAGGAAUAGAGGAGUACAAGAAAGGAAGAGGAUUGGAAUAUUUGUACUUAAAUGUACAUGAUGAAGACAGGGAUGAUCAAACAAGAUGUAAUGUAUGGAUCUUAGAUGGAGACCUUUAUCACAAAGGGCUCCUUAAAUUUUCACUGGAUGCCAUGUCUCUGAAGGACACUCUAGUUAUGUUUGUCGUUGAUAUGUCAAAGCCUUGGACUGCUUUGGAUUCUUUACAGAAGUGGGCAAGUGUUGUUAGAGAACAUGUUGACAAAUUGAAAAUCCCUCCUGAAGAGAUGAAAGAAAUGGAACAAAAGCUGAUUAGAGACUUCCAAGAAUAUGUAGAGCCAGGAGAAGACUUCCCAGCCUCUCCUCAGAGAAGAAACACUGCAUUGCAGGAAGACAAAGACGACAGUGUAGUUUUACCUCUGGGUGCAGAUACACUUACACAUAACUUGGGCAUUCCAGUCCUUGUAGUUUGCACAAAGUGUGAUGCCAUUAGUGUAUUGGAGAAAGAACAUGACUACAGAGAUGAACAUUUCGAUUUUAUCCAGUCACACAUCCGGAAGUUUUGUUUACAGUAUGGUGCAGCACUUAUUUACACUUCAGUAAAAGAAAAUAAAAAUAUAGACUUAGUAUAUAAAUACAUCGUUCAGAAACUAUAUGGAUUUCCUUAUAAGAUUCCUGCUAUUGUUGUGGAAAAGGAUGCAGUAUUUAUUCCAGCAGGGUGGGAUAAUGAUAAGAAAAUAGGAAUAUUACAUGAAAACUUUCAAACAUUGAAAGCAGAAGAUAAUUUUGAAGACAUCAUAACUAAACCACCUGUCCGAAAGUUUGUGCAUGAGAAGGAAAUUAUGGCAGAAGAUGAUCAAGUAUUUCUUAUGAAGUUACAGUCCCUUUUAGCAAAGCAGCCACCAACUGCAGCUGGAAGGCCUGUGGAUGCCUCACCAAGAGUCCCUGGAGGCUCGCCUAGAACACCAAACAGAUCUGUGUCAUCCAAUGUUGCCAGUGUGUCACCCAUCCCUGCUGGGUCAAAAAAAAUUGAUCCAAACAUGAAAGCUGGAGCUACAAGUGAAGGUGUCCUGGCAAAUUUCUUCAAUAGUUUGUUGAGUAAAAAGACUGGCUCUCCUGGAGGCCCUGCUGGUAGUGGUAGCCCUGGAGGUGGGGCUGGAGGUGGAAGCAGUGUUUUACCACCGUCUGCCAAAAAGUCAGGCCAGAAGCCUGUCCUGUCAGAUGUUCAUGCAGAACUAGACAGAAUUACCCGGAAACCAGUUUCAGUUUCUCCUCCAACACCUACAUCUCCUACGGAAGGAGAAGCUUCUUGAAGAUACCAAAUAAAGCCAUUUAUUCAGUUUUCUGGGAUAACGUAAACUUGCCUCUGCCUUUUCCUUCAAAGGUGGAAUUAGGGAGCUGGAGUGCUUUUACAGAUGGACUAAAUUUAUGUCUUUUUUUUUUCUUUGUGGCUGCCCGUUUUUAUAAAAGGAGCUGUACAGAAGAAAAAAAUAUUCUACAUUAUGUAGAAUUGCUGUUUGCAUUGCCAUUUUGCAUAGGGAAGUAAUUUUGGAUUUUGAAAAUCUCAAAAUUUAUAAAUCUGAAAUACAACCAUGUGAUCUUAUUUUAAAGGCUAAAUUAUUAUAUAGGAGGGUUUAGAGAAGGGCAGACAAUAUGCAAUUUGGACAUUUAACUGACUUGGAAGUCCAAACUUGUUUUAGUUAAGACUAUUUAAAAUCAUUUUUAAAAAUUUGUGUGUUUUGCUGAAAAAGAAAAUUGUCAGAUUUUGCACAUCACAUAAAUGUACCAACACCUGGGAUAUGCUGAGAAAACAGAUAGCAUUUGAUACACUAGUCAUCACUCAAAUCAGUGAUCCUAUAAGUUGUCAUCAAAAUAUGAUUUAGAUAUUGGCCAAGAUAUAUUCUGAAACUGAGAAGGAAAGAAAGCACACUGCCUAAAUGUGUAAAAGAAAAAUGCAGAGGUUAUGAAAAUGUAAAGAGGUAACAGUCUUUGGAUUUGUCUAUACAUAUAUAUAUAUAUAUGGCUCUGCCUUAAUAUACUCCUUUUUUGUUUGUGACUUUCAACUGUAAUCAGUUAAUAAAGUAUUUAUUCUCUGCA